Messenger RNA from Platichthys flesus (European flounder), 3733 nucleotides. Its product is annotated as very low-density lipoprotein receptor-like. NCBI's taxonomy places the organism in Eukaryota, Metazoa, Chordata, Actinopteri, Pleuronectiformes, Pleuronectidae. Gene Ontology annotation, molecular function: calcium ion binding; protein binding. The record is from RefSeq and is a predicted model, not a curated record. The transcript is spliced from 21 exons. The coding region runs from base 41 to 3733 and encodes 1230 amino acids.
CUCAGCUGGGACGGUUUGUCGCUGAGAGCCUCGGGCCAACAUGGACUCUCACCUCCUGCUCCGCCUGAUGCUUCUGACAUCUCUGAGACUCUCAGCAGGCCAGCUACUGGGAUGCUCUCCAAACCAGUGGCUAUGUGAUGAUGGAUCCUGUAUCCCUGAUAAAUGGAAAUGUGAUGGAGAAGGAGACUGUCUGGAUGGAUCUGAUGAAAUGGAUUGUGCUGCGCCUCCCGGCUCCCCUCUGUGUCCACCAGGACAGUUUCCUUGCUUGGACUCUGUCGGCUGCGUGGACGCCUCGGCCCGUUGUGACGGACGGAGCCAGUGUCCCACCGGCUCUGACGAGGAGAACUGCACGGCCGCAGGCGGCUGUCUGGACUCGGACUGGACCUGUCGGAACCGCUUGUGUAUCCCCAAAGAGCAGGGCUGCAACGGGCUGAACGACUGCGUGGACAACUCUGACGAAAAGGACUGCGGUGUGUGUGUUGAGGGCAGCGUGCGGUGUCCUGACGGGACGUGUCUAUCUCCUGAAGAGAGGUGUGACGGACAGCUUCACUGCUCCGAUGGAAGCGAUGAACCUGUAACCUGCGGUCGUAUCUGCUCGAUGAACAACGGCGGCUGUAACCACGCGUGUGUCGACGAGCCCCGGGGCGCUCUGUGUGUCUGUCGGGUCGGAUAUAAGCUCUUAGCCAAUGGAGCGGUCUGUGAAGAUGUGGAUGAAUGUGCGUCACCUUUUUCUCCCUGCAUGCAUCACUGCACCAACACCAUCGGAUCCUACUACUGCCACUGCAGAGAUGGCUUCAGACUGAAUGGAAACUCCACAUGUGUAGCAACAGGUAACGCCACCCGGCUGCUGACCGUGCAGGGGACAUCUAUCGGACUGUUGAACGUGAAGUCUCAACAGUUUGAAGUAGUCGUGACCGAGGGGAUUGACCCAGUGGCCGUGACGUUUGACGUGGCCCGGGGCUGGUACUUCUGGGCCGACGGGCGCGGCAGCAUCUUUAAAAGUGAUGGACGUCGCAGCUGGAAGAUCUACACUGGAGAGCCUGGAAUAAAGAGUCUGGCUUGUGAUUGGCUCAAUGGAAACCUUUACUGGACCAAUCAGAAGAUGGAGGCCAUCUACAUGCAGGCAGCUGAUGGGCACAGUCACAUGACUCUGAUGAGAAAAAACAUCAGCCCGUCAGAUCUGGUGCUUCUACCUGUAGAAAGCUUGAUGUUCUGGAUUAAUGGCGGCCCAGGUGAGCGGGUGACGAUAGAGAAGUCGUGGAUGGAUGGAUCCGAAAGAAACGCUCUGGUGGUCGUCACCGCUCAGUCGGCCCACGGCCUCACUGCCGACGUGGAGGCCAGGAGACUCUACUGGAUCAGCGACUUCAAGAAGUCCAUAGAGACGGUGAAGGUGGACGGGACCGGUCGUUUCUCCUUCAGCGGACUGUUCCCCAGGCGAGUUCCUCUCAGCCUGGCGGUCUUCGAGGGUUUGUUCUACUGGGUGGACGUCAAAGGGCUGUGGCAGGCUCCACAGAACCAUCCCAACCAGAAGAGGUUCCUCUGGAAAGAGGAUCUGCCUCUGUUGACUGUUUUCCAUGAGCUCCAGCAGCCUCAAGGCUCCUCUGCCUGUUUGAAGACUCCGUGUCACCUCUGCCAGUUGACUAAAGGAAACCCAGCCGGAUUCAUCUGCACCUGUCCAGACUUCAAAAUGCUGCUGCCUGAUGGGUCAUGUCAAUAUCCAAGAUUUCUUUACGCCACCAGCACCAACAUCAACCUGUUGGAGUUCAGAGAGAAAGUUUCAUCUGACCAGCUGCUGUUUACCACCGAUGAUGGGAUCCUGUCGUUUGAUGUGGAAUGGUACAGAGACUGGUUGUACUGGGCCAACCACACCGGCCACAUCCAGCGCACCAGUCUGACGCAGGUCAGGACCGAGGUGGUGCCAGCUCCUGUGCCAGUCUGUCAUAUCAAAGUAGACCAGAGGAAGGGGAGUCUUUACUGGGUGUCCUGUGACCAAAAGAGCCUGGGCACCACUGCAGCUGGUGGUGGUCUCCCACAGCAGCUGUACCGCACAGAGGGGAACAUCCGGAAGUUUUAUCUGGACUGGCUGAGAGGUGGCGUCAUCUGGCUGGAGGACGACCGCAUCUUCAGCAUGAGCUCGACGGGAGGCAAAGCCAAAGAGAUGCUGCAGUUGGCUGGAGGAGUCCGAGGGAACAUGGCCUACGACCUCAGGGCCAAUAGUCUGCUGUGGAUCACAGAAAACUCAGGCCUCACAGCCUUGAGUUUGGUGAAGGGGCGGAGCCACCAGGCUGGAAGACGAUGGAACAUUUCCGGCUCGGUUGUCGGCGCCUGCGAGCCCUUCCUGUUGUCGCUCUCUGAUGAUGGCAUGACUCUGUGGGACCGGCGUGACGGGACGCCCCUCCAGAACAUCGCCGUGAGGGGUCAGGUGGUCACAGUCGUCUCUGUACUCGGGGAUGUUCGAACAGUGCCAAGUUCCUCAGCCUGCAGUGAACCAUCCGUGCUGUGCAGACACUCAUCAGUCUGCCUCUCUCAAGCUCAGCUGUGUGACGGUAAACGGGACUGUCCCGAAGGAGACGACGAGGAAUUCUGCGUCACCACAUGUCCAUCUAAAGAGGAUUUCAAGUGCAAGGACCACAGCAGCUGCAUCGCCAGGAAUCUCGCUUGCGACGGUCACGCUCAUUGUCGCGACGGCUCGGACGAAGUCGACUGUCCGACCGCGGCUCCUCCUCCGAGGCGGCCAAAAGUCCUGAAGUGUCGUGUGGGGUGGAAGCUGUGUGAAGACGGCACAGAGUGUGUUUCAUCCAACCACGUGUGCGACGCAGAAGUCGACUGUAAGGACGGAUCGGAUGAGAUUGGAUGUGAAGCAACUCCAACCAGACCUAUCUCCUCAUCCACCACCUCUCCUGCUCCGACUGAGCCACCCUGCAGCAGCCCGUCCAUGCUCUGUCCUUCUGCUCGGCUCUGCAUUUCUCCCAAACAGUUCUGUGACGGCCGUGAAGACUGUCCUGACGGCUUUGAUGAAAAGAACUGUGUGAAAAGAUGCCCUUCAAAGAGUGACUUCCGCUGUAAAGACCGUCGGAGCUGCGUCUCAAAGACUCAGGUCUGUGACGGACGCUCUCACUGUCACGACGGCUCGGACGAGGUCGCCUGUGCGGCCGUAGCUGCUCCUGCUCCUCGUGUGAACGUCCUGAAGUGUCGUGUGGGCUCCAGACUUUGUAGAGACGCGACAGAAUGUGUUCUCUUUACUCACGUGUGUGACGGAGAGAGAGACUGCAGAGACGGAUCAGAUGAGGAACAGUGUGAUGCUGCACACAAUGACGCUAAUGCACAAAAUCCCAAAACUACAUCUCCUGCACCAGUGAUACCAUCGACUGAGCCUCCAACCAAACCACCCUGCACCAGUCCCUCAGUUCUGUGUCCAGGUUCUUCUUUAUGCAUCAAACCAACACAGAUGUGUGAUGGAAAGAGAGACUGUCCUGAUGCAUCUGAUGAGAACUGUGUGAAAAGAUGUCCCUACAAGUCCGACUUCCGCUGUAAAGACCGUCGGAGCUGCGUCUCAAAGAGUCAGGUCUGUGACGGACGCUCUCACUGUCACGACGGCUCGGACGAGUUCGCCUGUGCAGCUGUAACUGCUCCUGCUCCUCGUGUGAACGUCCUGAAGUGUCGUAUGCUGCACACAAUGCCGCUACUACAGAAAAUCCCAAAACUACAUCUCCUGCACCAGUGGUACCAUUGA